Sorghum bicolor (sorghum) is the source of this 2162-nucleotide messenger RNA. Its product is annotated as protein ABHD17C. The record is from RefSeq and is a predicted model, not a curated record. Lineage: Eukaryota; Viridiplantae; Streptophyta; Magnoliopsida; Poales; Poaceae. The coding region runs from base 755 to 1855 and encodes 366 amino acids. The transcript is spliced from 6 exons.
ACAUCUUUUUGCAAAGGCGUGGGCGUGGGGAUCCCCUGCACUUUCCGCUGCGCUGUUCCAGCUUCAUCUGCGUCUGCUGCUCGUGCUCUCGCUCUCCCCACACGCGCUGCCUGCUGCACGCCCACAACAGCAUCUCUGGUGGCGGUUCCUCCUCCCAAAACCUCUCUCCUCUCCCCUCUCUCUGAGAGUGUGUGUGGGUGGCAGUGAGUAAUAAAUGGCAGUGAGCAGCGUGCGUGGCCGAGGCGGCAGCUGAGCAGAGCGAGCGCUCGUCGCUAGUCGUCGCUAGUGCUGUGCUGUGCAGCUGCUAGCUGUGUGCUGUGCUGUGCAGCGGUUGCUCCUCCUCCUGGUCCCUGCCGGCCUCCCUGGUGCUGCUCCGCUCCUCGCCUCGCCUUCCUCGUCGCUUGCUCGUUUUUUUUCGCACUGGGCGGAUUUCUUUCUUCCUCGCGAGGAGGAGGAGGAGGGGGAAAAGGGUUAUCCGUUUCUUGCGGGGGCCUGUUGCUGCAGAGAUCCAUCCAGAGCCAGCCAGGAUUCAAGAACUGGCCUCCUUUUUGUGCUUUACUCCCCAAGAGAUUUUCACCCCAAAGUUUGAUCCUUGAAGCCGAUUCGAUCCCUGAAAACAACCAAAGCUGCCGCAAAUCCGUUGUGAUUCCAGGAAAUCGCAGGGCGGAGGGGAGAGGUGAGGAGAGGAGAGGAGAGGGCGUCCUCUUCCGAGCAUCCAGCAUUGCCGCCUGUCGAUGAGUGAGCGCUGCCUCCGAUGCUGUCGGGGUGCUCGGUGUCCAGUCUCGCGGCGCGGUUCGCCUUCUUCCCGCCGGAGCCGGCGACGUACGCCGUCCGGAAGGACGAGGCCACGGGCCGCCUCGUCGCCUCGGGGGUGCCGCGGGACAACGCCUUGGACGUCCUGCUCGUCGACACCGCCAGGGGGAACAAGGUCGUCGCCUUCUACUUCCGGAACCCCUGCGCCCGGCUCACCCUGCUCUACUCGCACGGCAACGCCGCCGACCUUGGCCAGCUGUACGACCUCUUUGUGCAGCUCAAGGUCAAUCUCAAGAUCAAUCUGAUGGGAUACGACUAUUCUGGCUAUGGUGCAUCUACUGGCAAGCCAAGUGAAGAGAAUACAUAUGCAGACAUUGAAGCAGUUUACCAAUGCUUAGAAACUGAGUAUGGGAUCAGCCAGGAAGACAUUAUCCUGUAUGGACAAUCUGUGGGCAGUGGACCAACAUUACAUUUAGCCUCUCGUUUGCCUAGAUUGCGUGGGGUGGUUCUCCACAGCGCUAUACUGUCAGGCCUCCGUGUUGUUUGCCAUGUGAACUUUACUUUCUGCUUUGACAUUUACAAAAAUGUGAAGAAAAUAAAAAAGGUCAAAUGCCCAGUGCUCGUUAUUCAUGGGACGGAUGAUGAUGUUGUGAACUGGUCACAUGGAAAGGAGCUGUGGAAGCUAGCAAGGGAUCCUUACGACCCACUGUGGAUCAAAGGGGGCGGUCACUGCAACCUGGAGCUGUACCCGGACUUCAUCCGCCACCUAUCCAGGUUCAUCCGCGAGAUGGAGAACAUCACAACGAAGAUCCGGCUCAAGAAGAUCAGGCCGUCCCUCCAGCUGCCCAGAAAGAAGGCCCACCACCGGGCGAACACCGCGACGACAACCACCUUCACCGCUAACUGCUGCUGCCGCAUCCGUGUCCGCAAGCCGACCUGCCCCAGCUGCAACUUCAGCUGCGGUGGCUGCUGUGGGCUGAGGAACUGCUUCACAUUCCGUUUUUCCAGGUGCUGCCGCCCUCCUACCUGCUUCACCGGCGGUGGCGGCUGUUGCUCGUGCAGGAGCUGCUUCAAGUGCUGCUGCUGUGGAGAUGGGCGUUAAUGAAUGCCGCUGGCUGAUCUUUGCGCAUGUAUAGUAAAGAGGAAUGGUCCUGGGAUAUCUGCUAACCCUUUAAAUGCCGUAGACUAAAAACCUAGAUUUGAGUUAGCUGAAGGUUGUGUUAACAGAUAGAGACUUCCCCCCGCCGCACUUGUGCUUUGCUUCGUUUCCGCCGGUGCUACCUGUCUGUCCCUCCGUAGUAGUUGCUUGUCAGAUUCGUUCGUCUAAUUAUUGACAUAUAUAAACGGUUUGCUGUUUGGAGUCUAGAAUAAUGCUGAUUCUUCAAUUGAUCCUUCCUUUUCGGCUAGUA